Messenger RNA from Aureobasidium uvarum, 732 nucleotides. Lineage: Eukaryota; Fungi; Ascomycota; Dothideomycetes; Dothideales; Saccotheciaceae. The record is from the annotation of a GenBank genome assembly.
AUGUCCAACAGCAACUACCAACUCAGCGAGGUCUUUGAUGUCAAGGGCAAGGUCGCUCUUGUCACCGGUGGCGGCUCCGGCAUCGGUUUGAUGGUCUACAUUGUCGGCCGUACCGAGGAGAAGCUCAAGACUGUUCAGCAGACCUACGGAAAGGACAUCUCUGGCGAAAUUAUUCCCAUCGUUGGCGACGUUACCAAGAAGAGUGAGAUCGAGAAGCUCGUCAAGGAGAUCGAGACCAAGGAGGGCUUCCUUGACAUUCUUGUCAACAGUAGGCCAGCACUUGCUUCCCUGUAUAGAUCACAGCUGACCAUGCAACAGNACGCUGGCAUCGACGCUGGUAAACUCACUCCCGAUGGCAAGAAUGCCGAGGAGAUGAAGAAGAACCUCUUCGACGAGGACACCACUGCCUUCCUGCCCCUCAUCCAGAAGGCCACUGAGCGCACACACGGUUGGUCUGGUACCAUCAUCAAUAUCUCUUCCAUCUCUGGUCUCGUACGCAUCUCUCAGGGUCACUUCAACUACAAUGCCUCUAAGGGUGCUGUCGUUCAUCUCAACAAAAUGCUCUCGUCCGAGAUUCAGAGCAGCGGCCUCAAGAUCCGAGUCAACGCUAUCGCUCCCGGCGUCUUCCCCUCAGAAAUGACCACUGGUGAGAGCAAGGAUGACCAGAAGAGUNACCUCAACGGUCAGAACAUUCCUGUUGAUGGUGGCUACCUCAUCCAGACUGGCACCUGA